Cladophialophora bantiana CBS 173.52 is the source of this 4329-nucleotide messenger RNA. RefSeq lists its product as uncharacterized. Gene Ontology annotation, cellular component: cytoplasm. The transcript has a single exon. Gene Ontology annotation, molecular function: ATP binding; MAP kinase kinase kinase activity. Lineage: Eukaryota; Fungi; Ascomycota; Eurotiomycetes; Chaetothyriales; Herpotrichiellaceae. Gene Ontology annotation, biological process: protein phosphorylation; stress-activated MAPK cascade. The record is from RefSeq and is a predicted model, not a curated record. Bases 1 to 4329 code for a protein of 1442 amino acids.
AUGCCUCAGUCAGCAACAAGCCAACCAAUUCCCGACCCCGUCGGGGUUGUCCUUCAGCCACACGUUGCGUCUGCCACAACUGUCAGUGCCAACAGUGCUCCUGUUGCUGCACCUGACUUGGAGCCAUCACCACUGCAUCAAACGUUAUCGCGGCCUGUUCAGAGUCGGUCUCAAGUCGUCGCUCCUUUACCUGUGCGUCCCAUUACCCUUCCCAGAGUCGGACCUCGUGCUCCAAAGACCGAAGAGCAACGCAGAGAAGAAGGUCGCUUGCCCCUCGUUAUGGAGCAUGAAGAGAUGCCGAUGCAUCGCCCAAGCGGCGGCUCUUCAUCCGGCUCUGAUGAAGAUGCUAUCCCAUCCUCUGCCUAUGCGUAUCCUACCACUUCCUACGAUAACCCUGAUGGCCCUGUAACCUAUACUCCCACUUCCUCCAUCUCCGCGUAUACACCCUCUACGGGGUUCUCCUCCGGACUCUCCUCCUGGGGCCCAUAUGGACCAAGACCAAGAGGUGGGAGCGGUGGGCCCCAGAACAUGGACCGAUCUUUCUCGGAAAGCGCUCAGAGUGCCAUCUCAGAGCUGCGAGGCGCCAGACCUGGUGCUCCGCUCCGGACACCUUCAAAUACCUAUGCACCUCCACGAAAGCCGCCUCAAUUUCUGUCCCUCAAUUCUAAGAGAAUACAUUCCUCAAACACUAUGCGGGGCACGAGAAGGGAUCCGAAUGCACAGUACAAGGCACAGGAGAAGGCCUAUGUUCAGCGAGUUAGACAACAACCGCAAGAUUGGCUUGACAAUGAUCCUCGAACGCCGAGUAUUGGGUACAGUACGGAUGACGAGACCGACGAUGAAUCUCCGUCGGCCGAACACGGGUUCGACGAUCCGUACGACCCAGAGACGCUCAUGUUUCUGGGCAACGAGGAGAAUCUCCAGCCGACAGAGGAGGAACUGCAGAAUUCCGAGAACAGAGAACGGCUCGAGUGGCAUUCGAUGUUGGCUUCCGUUCUCAAAGGUGACGUGGUCAAGCAGGAGAAGCAGCGGCUGAUCGGCACAACCGAGCAAAAGAGCAAGGCAGAAUUGGGCGCCGAGAUCUGGCUGGGUGUAAGGGCAAAAUAUUAUGGCCGACCUUUACAAAUGCAGAAGAAGCUUAUUGAAGAAGGUCGUGCUCAAAUCGGCCCCAUUAUCGAACAAAUCAUUGCCUUUGAGAUCAAGGGCGAGACAGUGGUAGGCAAGUCGCCGCUAGAACAAGUCGAGGAGGCAGUGGCAAACAUUGAGAAGUGCGAAUGGCUGUAUCCGUCGCGGAGAGAACUCGAAGCUGCUCAGAGCAGGGCUGCUUCUGAUGCUUUCAAACAGAGUUGUGACGCCAUCAUCUCCUGGCACAAUAUCACACAAUCCAUCAAUACUGAGCUGGCUGUUCUUCAGGCAUGGGUCGGGAACUUCGAGUUAGAUUUCACUAGGCAAAAACGUCGGUCCAGCAGAGAUGGAGAUCUUUCUGAUGAAUCUUCCUUCAUCGACAGGAUUCUGAAGGAGGAUGGCCUGAAGUCGCUCCAGGGUGAUAAGAGUAUGUUCCUGGCUAUCGGCGAGGUCAUCACGAAGGCCAAGAGCACCCUGAUUGAGAACGCUGAGGCGUUUGCCGCCCGUCAUCUUCCUCCUUACAUCGAAGAGCUUUUGACUUUGAUCAAUUUCCCGUCUAGAUUAAUCCAGGAGAUCAUCCGUAUGCGGCUGUUAUAUGCGAAGAAGAUGAAGGAAUCAGCGCAGCAGUCUGUAAUGAUCAUCGACCAGAUGAUUGCACAGUUCCAGAUUCUCAUGCGGCUCGCUUGCCUCAUCAAGCAAGAAUACCUCACAAUGGCUCAUCCUGAACCAGGAUGGGACUUGCCUCCUUGCAUUGACGAAAUCUUCGACAAGGUCAUUGUCGACGCCCUCAAGUUCUACUUUAAGAUGUUGAACUGGAAAUUGGGCGCGAACAAGAACACAUUCCGCGAAGCUGAAAUCCUCGAACAGGAAUGGGGCUUUUCGAACGAGAUAGGCCGUCAACUCGAAGGUGGCGAUAUCGAGGUUGCAGAGCAGUUCAGUUCCUUAACAGCCAAAUCUUUACUUCGCCUCACUGCUUCAUUCGAGCGAGAGCUUCGAAGCAAACCUGACGAGAGUCCGCAGGAAAUGGAGAAACGAUACAAGGCUAUUCUAGAUUCUGUCCGAGUUCGACAACGGAAGCUGUUUAGGUUCUCGCGGAUUCUGCGGCAAAGGUUCGAGAAUGCGACGGAGUUCAAUGUGGGAAUGGGGGCAGAGCAGCUCCAGGGGUUCGCGGAAGCCCUCGUGUUAUCUGGCCACUUCCUCGUGGAAGUAAGUACCAACAGUCCGAAAGGCAUUCAUUUUGUGGCUUCGGCGUCGCUGUGGAACAGACCGAAAGAGAUCCAGUCAAUGCUGGGAACUUCAUUUCAUGAGGAUGAUGCGGCAGAAGAUCCCUCAAACCCUUACAUUUUGAUCAUCAGGCCGGAGGACGACAUGGCUUGGGAGGGACCCAGAAUGGAGCUCGAUACUCUGGAACUGCCUACUGAUGUAAGACUGGGUAGACUCCGUCUCGUGGCUGACGGAUCAUCGCUUCGUCUUCAAGGCGCUCGGAUGGAAUUUGCCAAUGCUAUCGGCAGAGAAUUGGACGUGGUCAUUGAACAGAGAGCUAACCUGUCUCGAGUAAAUCUUGAGCUUGGAAAAAUCAAGAAGACCACGUUCAAACUGUCUAAUACGAUCAUGGAAAGUGUGGAGGUGAUUCGAUCGCAGAAUGGGGGGAUCGCAAGCCCAGAGUUGGUGCAAUCUUGCUUUGCUUUUGCAACUGAAUUUGGGAAACGAUCUCUGACAUAUAUGGAUGCCAACCGACGUAUGAUGAACAACAUGAAGCUCACUCGACUUGCACUGGACUGGAUCAGCUUUAUUUGUGAUGAUUGUGAUGCGGCUGACCGGAGAACGUUCAAAUGGGCAGUUGUUGCAUUGGAGUUUGCAAUGGCGAUGACGCGGGGAAGGAAUAUUCUGGACAUCACGGACGAGGACUACAAACGCAUCAGGGUCAAGGUGGCUGGCUGCAUGUCUGUAUUGAUCUCUCAUUUCGACAUCAUGGGUGCGAGAUCGACUUUGGCUGCACAGCAGGAGAAAUCCCGGAUGGAGGCAUUGACUGGCAUGAACAAGCGACUGGACUACAACAAAUUGCGCAACGACGAGGAUUGUCGUAAUGAAAUGUGCCAACAGAGACUGGCCGAACUUAAUGCCAUCGACCAAGUUCGUGAGGAACGAGGCACAAAGACUACUCUCGGACGCGUGUUGGAGGGAUCGAACGAAGCUGACCGGUCGCUCACCUUCCUCUCUUCUUCUGCGACCAACAUCACAAUGCGAUGGCAACAAGGUCAAUUUGUGGGCGGAGGUACUUUCGGCUCGGUCUAUGCGGCCCUCAAUCUCGACACAGGAACUUUAAUGGCCGUCAAAGAGAUUCGUCUUCAAGACCCCCAGUUGAUUCCAACGAUUGUCAAGCAGAUUGGUGAUGAGAUGGGUGUUUUGGCGGUUCUCGAUCAUCCCAACAUUGUCUCGUACUACGGAAUCGAAGUUCAUCGCGACAAGGUGUACAUCUUCAUGGAGUACUGCUCUGGCGGUUCGGUGGCUGGUCUUCUUGAGCAUGGACGGAUUGAGGACGAAACCGUCAUCAUGGUCUACGCACUACAGAUGUUGGAAGGAUUGGCUUAUUUGCAUUCGGCACAUAUUGUUCACCGGGACAUUAAGCCGGAGAAUGUCCUUCUUGAUCAUAACGGUGUUAUUAAAUACGUCGAUUUUGGUGCAGCGAAGAUCAUUGCGCGACAAGGACAAACAAUGAUGGCCCCAGAGCCGCCACAGCGCGCCAAUGUCGAUCCUGGCCAGCUUCCAAGACAGCCACAGAAGACAAUGACGGGAACACCAAUGUAUAUGUCACCCGAGGUGAUUCGUGGAGAUGGACCAGCAACCUCACGCUUCUCGGGAGCCGCAGAUAUUUGGUCAUUGGGAUGUGUGAUUUUGGAAAUGGCAACGGGCCGUCGUCCUUGGUCGACUUUGGACAACGAGUGGGCAAUCAUGUACAACAUUGCUCAGGGUAAUCCACCACAACUACCCACCGAGGACCAGCUGAGUCCGAUGGGGAUUGAUUUCUUGAAGAAAUGCUUCGAGCGUGAUCCAGCCAAAAGAAGCUCGGCGGCUGAAUUGCUGCAGCAUCCUUGGAUCGUGGAGAUUAGGCGGAUGGUGGUUGAUGAUCCUGACGCUCAGACGCCCAAGAGUGAGAGCAGCGGAGGGGUGUCGCUUCCAAGCCGACAGAACUCGACAGCAUGA